AUGGUACUCCUACGAGAGGGCAUGUGUCCCGGGCUGGACAGGGAGCUGCUCCGCGGCCUGCGGGGGGCGGACAUCCGCACAGUGGAAGGCCUGGUUUCAUCAGACAUCGAGGAACUUGCUCAGAAAUGCUCCGUGUCCUAUAAGGCUCUGUUUGCCAUCCGCCGAGUGCUGCUGGCCCAACAUGCAGCCUUCCCUGUGUCAGGUGCUGAUCUGUAUGAGGAGCUGUUGAGCUCCACAGCCAUCCUCUCCACUGGAAACCCCAGCUUAGAUAAACUCCUGGACUCAGGCGUGUACACUGGGGAGAUAACGGAGCUGUCAGGAGGCCCAGGAAGUGGCAAAUCUCAGGUGUGCUUCGGCCUGGCGGUGAACAUCUCCCACCACCUGAAACAGAGUGUGAUCUAUAUCGACACCACCGGAGGGAUGACUGCCAGCCGCCUGCUGCAGAUGCUGCAAACUGAAACCAGCAACACACAGGAGCAGAUGGAGGCUCUUCAGAGGAUUCACGUCUUCCGCCUGUUUGACGUCCACGCUCUGCUCGACUGUUUGUACGAUCUUUGUGGUGGAGGCCUUCAGAGGGCGUCUGUCGGGGGGGGCUCUGUGAAGGCGGUGGUGGUGGACUCGGUGUCAGCCGUUAUCUCUCCUCUCCUGGGAGGCAAACAAAAUGAAGGCAUGUCCUUGAUGAUACAAGUGGCAGCCGUUCUGAAGACGAUGGCGAAGGACUUCAGUGUUGCUGCGGUGGUUACAAACCACGUAACGAGGAGCAGCGGUGGGGAGGUGCAGCCGGCCCUGGGUGCGUCCUGGAGCCACAUCCCCAGAACCAGAGUCCUGCUGCAGCCGGCCCCGAGCGCCCGGCCCUUCAGCUGCUGCAGUCUGCGCUCAGCCACGCUCAUCAAGUCCUCCAGACAGCCGUGUGACAUCAGAGAGGACUUUGAUCUGCAGUGGUGGAGCCGCGGUGAGGAGGGCCCGUCGGGAAAGAGGAAACUGGAUGAGACACAUGAUGAGAGCAGUUUAGUCCUCUGA
Messenger RNA from Menidia menidia (Atlantic silverside), 1020 nucleotides. The record is from the annotation of a GenBank genome assembly. Lineage: Eukaryota; Metazoa; Chordata; Actinopteri; Atheriniformes; Atherinopsidae.